Prunus avium (sweet cherry) is the source of this 1206-nucleotide messenger RNA. Its product is annotated as protein CONTINUOUS VASCULAR RING 1. Gene Ontology annotation, cellular component: Golgi apparatus. The record is from RefSeq and is a predicted model, not a curated record. NCBI's taxonomy places the organism in Eukaryota, Viridiplantae, Streptophyta, Magnoliopsida, Rosales, Rosaceae. Gene Ontology annotation, biological process: stem vascular tissue pattern formation.
AAUGCUAAAAACACAAAAGAAGCAAACCAGGACGAUCAGGAGACGUCUCAGUCCUCCGCUCGUCUGGAAUUCCCUGGCAAAGGCCCCGCGUUGCCGCGUUGCGGUGUUUGAAACGGCGGCGUAUAUUUUGGGGUCUGCUGGUGAUGGGCGAUGAGAAGUCGUCGUCGUCGACUAUAAUGGCGAGCAGAGACAGAGAACCGCGAGAUCGUGAGCUUCUCAUUCCCGUGGCUGACUCCACCGAUGAAGAUGCUUCUUUCAAACCCUCUUCGUCUUCCUCUAUUUCGCACCACACCGGCCGCGAGACUUUUUCCAAAGUAGUUAGAAGUUGGGCAUCAAAAAAGUUCAUGACCGGAUGUGUGAUCCUGUUUCCGAUAGCAAUCACUUUCUAUAUAACGUGGUGGUUUAUUCACUUUGUGGAUAGCUUCUUCUCCCCAAUCUAUGCUCAACUUGGAAUCAACAUUUUUGGUCUUGGAUUUGUCACUUCCAUUACGUUCAUAUUUCUUGUUGGCGUGUUCAUGUCAUCAUGGUUGGGUGCAUCUGUCCUGGGCCUUGGUGAGUGGUUCAUCAAAAGAAUGCCGUUUGUUCGUCAUAUCUACAAUGCCUCCAAGCAGAUUAGUUCUGCCAUAUCCCCAGAUCAAAACACGCAAGCCUUCAAGGAAGUGGCCAUCAUAAGGCAUCCACGCAUUGGUGAAUAUGCAUUUGGGUUCAUAACUUCAUCGGUUGUCCUUCAGAGCUAUUCUGGAGAUGAAGAGUUGUGCUGUGUUUAUGUUCCCACGAACCAUCUUUACAUUGGCGAUGUAUUCUUGGUCAACACCAAGGAUGUCAUUAGACCAAAUUUAUCUGUACGGGAAGGAAUUGAAAUUGUUGUUUCUGGAGGCAUGUCAAUGCCCCAGAUCCUGUCAACACUCGAUAACCGGAUUAUGCCAAUGGAUAGCUGAGUGAAGGUGUUAGAUGUAGAAGAGUUGCUUCUUUAUUACCUUUUUUUUGGUUCCUUAAUGUCAUCAGACUGGCCUUCCAAUCUGUGGUGCUUAUGCAGGAUUUAGAACCAGAUCGUCAAGGGUCAGAUUCUGGCGACAUUUGUAACAUCAGUUGUGAUGUCAGAAUGUAGAAUUUUAGUGUUUGCUUGAAAUAUAGUUUUGAUUGAUAAAAUGAUAUAACAGGCUUAUUUAUAGCCUUUUUGAUUUUCAGAUUGCUUCUCCACUUUUA